AUGACAACCGCCACUUUCAUCAUAUACCGCGAGACCCUUGCAGAUAUGCCUGUAACGCUUGGCGUUGCCUGGCGGCCCGCCGAGAACUGGACUGGGGUUCCAGCGACCACCCGAGGCGAUAUCCUUAGGGCUGUCAACAUGAAGCACUACCUGCACCGCUACAAGAGUAUAUUGCAGACAUCGAUUGGCAUGCCUGAUUAUCUUAUCACGGGCUCCCCAAACGGUCUCGUACACGCGGCGCUCGCGGCCUACAAGACACGCCAUCACCUCACCAUUCGUCCCGAGGACGUGUGGUUUAGCAUUCUAUCGCAGCUUAGUUUUUACAUCAACAUUCACGCAGCAGAGCUUCUCGGUGUUUUUGUCAGUAACGAGGGUAUAAAGCAGCUCGCUAUCGAAGUGACCCGCGACAACCGGAGCCGCAACGAUGGCCCUCGUAAGAGCAACGCCUCUACUCGGCAGAUUGCCGGCGUGCUGGGCGACCAUAUCAAGGACCCGGCGCUGCGCGAAUGGGUGAUGCCGUCCUUUUCCACGACAACGAUCGUGGACCGUGCCGUUGCCGCGGCGUUAUUCAUCGGCGCUAUGCAGACUGAGAAAUGCCCUACAAGCCGGAUGUCUGGCGGCGCUCUGCCCUCGGUCACGCUGCUUGGCGAGGCGGCAGAUUACUGGAUCAUACUGCAGCGCCUCGACAUGCUUGAGCGGCUCCGUGGCUGCGAGCCGCACGAUAUGGCGCAACUCCUGCGACCGGUGCUGAGGCACAUGAUUGCCACGUUUGAGACAGGCGUGACGCCGCGCACCGUAUCGUUUUGGAACAACAUGAUUCAAAAGUGGAAGCCGGACGGCAACAAGACGUUUCUCUCCGGCUGGAUCACGGCAUUUUGCUAUUGGUCGGCCGAGGGUGUGUCCAACAUAACCUUCAACAUGAAACAGAGGGGCGGCGCAUUUGUUCUGGAUGGUGUGGCUUACCCUUGCUUGGACAGUGAGGACAUUCCACCCAGCUCGGCGGCCGUGCCCGUCGUGGUUGAUAUUGGCGAUGAGCGGCUUGACUGCACGCUGCUGGCAGCCUCGGCGGCGAUUUACGCCACGGAUGCAACGCCCGAGCAGGUGGCCGCCUCGCCGAAUCAAGGGGUGCUGAAAAGAAGAGGGAGAACAGCCAUCCAGCCCGUGUCUGGCUGGUUCCUCUGCGAAAACAAAUAUCGAAAAAGAUCCUCAAUACACCAGAUCUUGCAUGGGAAUCGUCUGUAG
Molecule: messenger RNA, 1242 nt
Organism: Akanthomyces muscarius
Lineage: Eukaryota; Fungi; Ascomycota; Sordariomycetes; Hypocreales; Cordycipitaceae
Exons: 1
Coding region: 1-1242 (413 amino acids)
Source: RefSeq, a predicted model, not a curated record